UAGGCACAGAAAACACAACUUAUGCCUUUAGAUACCGUCCGAUACCGUACUCAGAAAAGCACACGUUCCUUUAAUCUCCGCCGUCCAAUCCCAUCAAAGGCUGUCACCACCAACCCCUAUAUAUAACCAUUACAUUCUACCACUUUUAAACUUUUCAAUUGGUUGGCGAUUUAACACAGAGUUUUUAGAGAGAGAAAUCUGUUCUUCGUCUUCUGAGAAGCUAUGGCACGUACCAAGCAAACCGCUCGCAAGUCCACUGGAGGAAAGGCUCCAAGGAAGCAACUUGCUACCAAGGUUUGUUUCUGUUUUCCCCCUUGUUCUGUAGAAUUAUUUGUUAUUUCUCUUUCAUGUGGAUGAGUUUAUGUGAGGAAUAGAUUGUAAAAUUGGUUGUUAAUUGUAUGUUUCAGGCUGCUCGUAAGUCUGCUCCCACUACUGGUGGUGUGAAGAAGCCCCACAGAUACAGACCUGGAACUGUUGCUCUUCGGUGAGUAGUUGCUGUUGAUCCUUUUGAGUCUUUGUUAGUUUUCCUUUAUGUAAGAUAUGUAAUCCUUGUGGUAUGUUGAUUUUGUUCUUUACAUGUUUGUCUCUGGUUUGUAGUGAAAUCCGUAAGUACCAGAAGAGUACUGAACUCUUGAUCAGGAAGCUUCCUUUCCAGAGGCUUGUUCGUGAAAUUGCCCAGGACUUCAAGACUGAUCUGCGUUUCCAGAGUCAUGCAGUCCUUGCAUUGCAGGAGGCAGCUGAGGCCUACCUUGUGGGUCUGUUUGAGGACACCAACUUGUGCGCCAUUCAUGCUAAGCGUGUUACAAUCAUGCCCAAGGACAUCCAGCUUGCUAGGAGGAUCAGGGGUGAACGUGCUUAAGUUCUGUUAGGAUCAGGCCUCCUGUAGAAUGGUAGCUUUUGGUGGUGGUGUUAUGAAUGCUAUAAAUAGUUUAUAGGACAAGACCUUUUGCUUGCGUUGUAGUUAUGUGUUUUGGCCAUUAGUAUUGGGGUGGUGUAUGCCAGUAUAAACUGAUAUUGUUUUCACUGUUUUGUUUUGGGAAUGGUCUGAAGGAUGGCUGGCAUGAUCAGACUGUUUAUUUCUGCUUUUGUGUUUGAAUCUUUUGUCACACCUCUGGUGUUUGAACAAUUCCAAUCUAAUGGUAGUUUGAUAUUUGUUUAUCUUUUAUUGCUAUCAAUUUUCUUUCUUCCUCACUUCACUAUAUUGGUUUCUUCUGAUUUGUUUCGAUCGUCAUGAAAUUCUGAAGUCUUGGAAUAGUGCCAUGGCUUUAUACCUUUGGUGAAUUCUAUUUCUUGAUAUGGUUAAUGCUGUGUAUGUUCUACAUUCUCCCCGGAAAUGGGAGAUUGAUGAUGUUUGAGUCGUCUGUUAAACAAUGAACAGUUGUCCUGUAACUGUGCUGGAUCAAUGGAAGUUCAAUGUACUGUAACUGUGAUAUUGAUGAAAUGGUCAAAGAAACAAUUGUGGUGCAAAAGUAUGUUCGUUUGGUUGAAUCCAUCGGAUAGGCAGUUGGGGGUUUUAUAUGAAGCAUUGCUUGAUAUACUUGUGGGCUAGGCCAGCCUAAAUCAAGCUUGUUGAGGAGCCAAUAGCUUUGAUAGUAAUGGCCGGUUGGAGUUUGGUCCUUUUGUUUGGGUGUAUUACGCAUUUGGUGUUUGAAGUUAUUGAUAGUAAUGGCAUGUUAGAGUUUGGUCAUUUUUUCUUGAUAUAUUAAGCAUAUGGUGUUUGAAGAAGUUGUUUACUGGGUUUGAGCCGGAGUAAGUACUUUAAUCAUUGCUGCCCUCUAGGUGUUUUUUGAAUGUCUCUUGAAGCUUUGUUUUGUAUGGUCUCUCUUUAGCCAAAUCUUGGAAUCCCAAAGUUCCCCCUAUACUCUUGUUAUUAGGCAACCAGUGCCAAAAUGCAAAAUGUUGUCCAUAUUUUCUCGUUGGAGAAACUGUGACACACUGGAAUGGCAGCCCAAAGCCUCCAAAGGCAAGAAGUUUAGAUUUGAAGUUCCAUGUCAGCGCAAUAUCAAUUUCUUUCCAUUGGUCUUGGGCUUCAAUCCUAUGCCCAAUAUCAAUAAUACUUAUUUGUCGGGGUUACAUAUUUUGUCUGCUCCCCGAAUAUAGUUUUAGCUAAGCUAUCUUUUGACUAUACUUCGCCCUCUUCCAGAGUAGUCUAGAUAUCUAGUCUUUUUGUAAGUUAAGCGAAAGCUUUCUAGUAUUAAAAAAAAGAAAAAUACAUAUCUCCAUUCCAAUAAAAUCGCUUCUUGUAUUUCUAGACUUUCUUCUCCAACUCUAUUUGGUGUUUGACUUCUUCAAGAACCUUAAUCCCAUUAUAAAUAAGUAAUAUGAUUUCGUCAUUUUGAAUUUACUAGUAUUUCGUUGAAAUGAGGAGGUAAUUCAUUAGUAUGGCUUAUACUUAUUGACACGAGAUGAUGAGAGCUUUCAACAUGCGGACAUG
This is a messenger RNA of Oldenlandia corymbosa var. corymbosa, 2434 nucleotides long. NCBI's taxonomy places the organism in Eukaryota, Viridiplantae, Streptophyta, Magnoliopsida, Gentianales, Rubiaceae. The record is from the annotation of a GenBank genome assembly.